AUGAAGAGUACAGAUGAGGUGACCAUCGCAAAUCGCACUGCUUUUACCUGGAGUUAUCCGGUAAAGACACGACGAAUUAUAAGACUGGAAUGGGAUCAAAUGUUGAAUUAUGCUAAUCGUUCACGUAUCAGUCGACAGCCAUCGCUUCCGUGA
This is a messenger RNA of Loa loa (African eye worm), 153 nucleotides long. RefSeq lists its product as hypothetical. The transcript has a single exon. The record is from RefSeq and is a predicted model, not a curated record. NCBI's taxonomy places the organism in Eukaryota, Metazoa, Nematoda, Chromadorea, Rhabditida, Onchocercidae. Bases 1 to 153 code for a protein of 50 amino acids.